GAGAAAAAAUAAAAUAAAAAAAUUACUAAAUAUAUUUUGGAUUGGAGAAUUUUAUUAUUGUUGCAAUUUCUAGGUUUUUCGUCGAAGCUCAAUGAGUGAGGAAAUUGAUGCCGAAUUUCAAUCCAAGAUGAAGCUCGAUAAUGAUCGGAUAAAUCGGUUACCGGAUGACAUUCUCGUGGCUAUCCUAUCUUUCCUAUCGCCAAUCGAGGCUGCACGCACUAGUGUUCUUUCAUCCCGUUGGAUAAACUUGUGGAAACACACCUCUUCUCUCAAGUUCGAUGCAUACAUUGGCCGCGCAGUUGACGCAACUGCAAACCGCAAAAAGUUGUCCGAAGUGGAAAGGGGCAAGUUUGUAAAUCGGGUGAACUUCGUCCUCCAAUCCCAUGAAGCCGUCACUUUGAACGAAUUUAUAAUCCGUUAUGAUAUAAGUGGUUCCGAUAAAAGGCGAUACGAUGACUAUACGUUACGUGUGGAUGAAGUCACUCAGUGGCUCGAAUAUGCUUCCGCCAAAAAAGUUCCGAUCUUGGAAUUGAAUUUUUCGCCGAAGUACGACGAGAGUUUAAGCUAUCCUGGCCUAACUUGUGCUUUCCCCCACGAGUUUCUCACUCGGAGCACUAGUGUUGACUUUACGCCCCUCAAAGCGUUGACUUUGAAAUAUAUCGAUGUGGAUGGUGGAGCGAUUGAGUUCUUUUUACGGAACUGCCCUUUGCUCGAAGAACUGACUGUCCACGAAUCGAAAGAAUUGUCGGAUGUUUCAGUUUGCGGCACGUCGCUCGUUUUGAAACACUUGGAGAUAUGUUACUGCCGUGAUUUGAAAUGCGUUAGGGUUUCGGCACCAAAUCUUGUUUCGCUUACUGUUCAGAAACUUGAAGAACUCGUACUCGAAAAUGUCCCGAUGCUUGUUGAGCUGUCUCUUCCUUGGGGCUUUGGUGAAAUUUCCGGUGAAAAAUUAUGUAACGCAAUUUCUUGCUGCAAUUUGCAAUUGGAGGUUCUUAACUUGUCGGUGCUGAUAAAUCCAGAGGAAGGUAUCGAGUUUUACGAGUUCCCUGAAAUGCCUAGAUUGAAGAAGUUGGUCGUAGGAUAUCGGGAUUUGACUGAACAAAGUGCCGAUCUACUACCUUACUUUAUAAGGGCAGCACCUUACAUACAGGAAUUUGUUUUAAAGUUACACUCGCCUUCCAUUUCAACUUUGAAGAGUACUAUGAGUACGGGGUUUCCCCACGAGCAACUUAAAGUUGUCAAGUUUUGUGGCUAUCGUGCUCGUGAAAUUCAUGUCCGACUCGCGAGGUACUUUCUGGAGAAUUUUGUCAAUAUCGAGAAAUUAAUUAUUGAUCCCCGGCCGUUUUUUUUCACCGAACAAAUCCCGCCUGUUAGUUCAAUUCCGAUUGAAAAUGUAAGGAGUCGCUCCCGGGAACAGCUUGGAGCAGAAGUACCCGAGCGUGUUGAAUUAGUUAUUCUUUAAUUACCCGGGUUAUUUUUUCUUUUCUUUUUUUGGGAUGCAUAAAUGUCUGAUCGUAGAUAUUAUCGGAUAUUUAAAGCUGUCGAUGAUGCUAUUUUAUUAAAUAAAUUGUUUUACAUAGCAUUUUUUGUUGAUUUUUCUCAUUGUUGAACUAAAAAUCUUGAAUUUGGUGUACACUAAUUUGCAGAAAGAGGAAGAUGGUUGUGAAUA
Molecule: messenger RNA, 1669 nt
Organism: Erythranthe guttata (spotted monkey flower)
Lineage: Eukaryota; Viridiplantae; Streptophyta; Magnoliopsida; Lamiales; Phrymaceae
Product: F-box/LRR-repeat protein At3g26922
Molecular function (GO): protein binding
Source: RefSeq, a predicted model, not a curated record